GUGGCGGGCGGCUCCCGCCUCAGCCUCGGCAGUGGCGUCGGCGACGGCGGAGUCGAAGCAACCGCGAGCGCUCGACUGAGUGUCAGCCUGCGGCGACGGCUCAAGAACUGGGAGUUAGGGACGCGCGCACCGGACCUUCCGCCGCGGCCACUGCCGCCGCCGCCGCCCAGAGCCGGAGGCGCCGGGGCCGGGGGAGCCGGGCGGCGGGAGAGCGAGCGGGCCGGGGGGAGGGUGGGGGAUGGCGCGGACCCCGGGGCCGGCUCCACUGUGUCCCGGAGGCGGCAAAGCACAACUUUCCUCCGCUUCUCCCCCCGGGGCAGGGCUCCUGCUGCCGCCCCCGACGCCACCGCCGCUGCUGCUGCUGCUUUUUCCGCUGCUGUUCUUCUCCUGGCUCUGUGGUGCCUUAGCUGGACCAAUUAUUGUGGAGCCACAUGUCACAGCAGUAUGGGGAAAGAAUGUUUCGUUGAAGUGUUUAAUUGAAGUAAAUGAAACUAUAACACAAAUUUCAUGGGAGAAGAUACAUGGCAAAAGUUCACAGACUGUUGCAGUUCAUCAUCCUCAACAUGGAUUCUCUGUUCAAGGAGAAUAUCAGGGAAGAGUCUUGUUUAAAAACUAUUCAAUUAAUGAUGCAACAAUUACUCUACAUAACAUAGGAUUCUCUGAUUCUGGAAAAUACAUAUGCAAAGCUGUUACAUUCCCCCUUGGAAAUGCUGAGUCCUCUACAACUGUAACUGUAUUAGUUGAACCCACUGUGAGCCUGAUAAAAGGGCCAGAUUCUUUAAUUGAUGGAGGAAAUGAAACAGUAGCAGCCAUUUGUAUCGCAGCCACUGGAAAACCAGUUGCACAUAUUGAUUGGGAAGGUGAUCUUGGCGAAAUGGAAUCCACUACAACUUCUUUUCCAAAUGAAACAGCAACAGUUGUCAGCCAAUACAAGCUUUUUCCUACCAGAUUUGCCAAAGGAAGGAGAAUUACUUGUGUUGUAAAACAUCCAGCCUUGGAAAAGGACAUCCGAUAUUCCUUCAUAUUAGAUAUACAGUAUGCUCCUGAGGUUUCAGUAACAGGCUAUGAUGGAAACUGGUUCGUAGGAAGAAAAGGUGUUAAUCUCAAAUGUAAUGCUGAUGCAAAUCCACCACCCUUCAAAUCCGUGUGGAGCAGGUUAGAUGGACAGUGGCCUGAUGGUUUAUUGGCUUCAGACAAUACUCUUCAUUUUGUUCAUCCACUGACUUUCAAUUAUUCUGGUGUUUAUGUCUGUAAAGUGACCAAUUCGCUUGGCCAAAGAAGUGAUCAAAAGGUCAUCUAUAUUUCAGAUGUUCCAUUUAAGCAGACCUCUUCUAUAGCCGUAGCUGGAGCUGUAAUUGGAGCUGUCCUUGCCCUCUUCAUCAUUGCUAUCUUUGUGACUGUGCUGUUGACUCCUCGAAAAAAGAGACCAUCCUACCUUGACAAAGUGAUCGACCUUCCACCCACACAUAAACCACCUCCUAUGUAUGAAGAACAGUCUCCCCCUUUGCCUCAGAAAGACCUUCUAUAUCAAACUGAACACUUGCCUCUGCAGACUCAGUUCAAAGAGAGAGAGACUGGAAGUGUCCAGCACCCUAAUGGACUGAAUAGCAGGAGAUUGGACUGUGAAGAUGAGAAUCCAGUGGGGGAGGACGGGACUCAGCAGAUGUACCCCUUGUAUGAUCAGAUGCGCUACCAAGACGGGAGCCCUGGCAGACACCAUCCAUAUAGCGACCUGGAGGGAGUCUACAUCAAUCCCCGAGAACAUUAUGUGUGAAGGUCCUCUUUCUCCAGUGCUGUUUUAACAAAUGUUUAUUCUUAGAUUGGGGGGAGAGAAACUGAGGCCAAUAGUUAUGAUUUUAUUCUCUUUCAUAUAAAGCAAUCCCAGUCUAAGUGUAUCGGAAGUUGUGAUGAAUGACUUGGCGCCAAGAGCGAAACGAAUUUCUUUCUUUAAGAGUUUCUUAGCCACCAGCUGUGUUUGUGAACUUGACUCUAGCUUUGUGUGUUUCUGUGAUGAUGGCAUUUAACUACUAACACUUGGUCUACAAUGGCAUGUUCAUUUAAAAGUCGAGCAUCUGCCUGGGAUGACAGCAGUGAUUCUCCAGAAAGAAAGGCCCCAGCUGGGAAUAUUAACCUCACUGGGGCUCAGGCAGACCAGCCUGUUCAUUUGUAAUUCAAACAGGCAGAAAAAGGAGCUCAGAAUCCAUCUCACUAAUUAUGUCAUGGAAUUUGGGCUUUCCUGACUUGUUUAGUACAGUUAACAAUACCUGCUUACAAACAAGAGGCUAAGAGGCAUACUUUAUUGUUUAUCCCAAAAACAUAACAAAAGGCAGUUUAAACCUUCAGGUCUGUUGGUUGCUUUUAUACUCCUGUGAUAUUGUACUGUGUUUUCCUUCUUAUGGUCUCAGGAUCACCAAGGUCCUGAGGGAUGUAUAUUUCUUGCUAUCAUCGACCUAGUCUUGAUGAACUGUGUGCUUACCAAGGUUCUUCUCUUACUCGGUCAUUGUUCCCACAGUUCUGUUCUUUGCAGUCCAAAUUAGCCUAUUUCCCACCUGUUAAAAUCUAAAAGCCCUUUCUAAAUGGUGGACAGCCUUGAGCCUUUUCCCUCUUUUCUGUGGUAUUAUAUAUGACAGGCUCAGCUUUCACUACUGAAAUUUCUUUCAAACUAAUCCUGUCCACACAGGCUUCAGCUACCCUCUACAUUCUUCAGACUUCUUAUUGUCCAUGUUUUAUCUACCUCAGGGGAAAAAAAAAAAAAAAGCCUGAUGGAAAAAGCACCAUGAAAUAAUCCUUGCUUUUAAAAGCCAGGUCAAAAAUUUGAAAACCUAAAAAAAAACAAAACAAAAAAGCCGCAUUAAUAUGGCCUUUGUGCUAAACCCACAUGUGGUCCUUGAUCCUUCCUCCCCAUCUUUACCUGGUCAAUAAUAAGAGUAAAGAGAUGCUAAUAGCAGAUAUUACAGUGACUGGCUUACUAGUGUUUUCUGCAACAUCUUGGUGCCUGCCAGUGUCUGUCUGGAAUUUUCUCACUUCCCUUUGCCAACUUUUCCUCAGUGAGCUUUGAAGGUAGCAAUUAUAAUGGGGUGAGCAGAGUGGGGAGCAUGGGUACAUGUGCAAGCGUCAGUCUCCCGUCCUCACAUUUUAGACAAGCAUUGCUUUACUGUGUGUUCUGGAAGCUUAUGGGUCUGUCACAGAUAUGAAAACACUGCAGACUUGUCAUAUAUUAGGAAAGAGUGACAUAAGCACUGAAAUAAAAUAGUACACAUUUCCAACCUAAGCUUCAAGGGAUAGGAGAAUAUUAACAUAGAUUUCUACUGGGAUACCAAAGAUAAGUUAUGAUUCACAUUCCUCUGACUCUAUUUCUUGCUUGUGUAUUUAUUUCCUUUUUUCAGUCGCCUUGCUUUAUCAGAAAAAUUAUCCAAGUUGUUCUACAGUAGUAAUACAAUGCCACCCUCCUUUACAUGGAUGACUGGCAAUUCUGUUAAAGAUUAUAGUUGUCAUUGCUGUUUACUUGCUAAGUCAUGUCCGACUCUUUGUGACCUCAUGGACUAGCCAGCCAGACUACUCUGUCCUUGGGAUUUCCCAGGCAAAAAUACUGGAGUGGGUUGCCAUUUCCUUCUCCAGGGGAUCUUCCUGACCCAGAGAUGGAACCUGCAUCUCUUGCACUGGCAGGCAGAUUCUUUACCACUGAGCCACCUGGGAAGCCCCAAAAGAUGAUAGUUACAUGGAAUCAAAGGGUAAAUACCAGGGACCAUCAUUGCUGUAUCACUGCACUACCUCAAAAUAAGUUCACUGCCCUUGCUAGCAAGCUGGCCCAGAAAGAAGGUACCUAACUUUAUUACUUGAAAUCCCAUCAGUGAGUUAAUGUAACUGAAGGUAUAGGGAUCCUUGCAAUGUCUUCCAGUAGAAAGUUGACUCUAGACAGAGCUCUCCUUGAUAAAGAAGUGGUUUAUACAUACUGGAUGUUACAGUGGAAGAUACUGAGGUGCAGUCACUCCUUUAGUGAGCUUUAAAAAUUGGGGAUGGUUUCUUGGGUCCUGGUGGGAAGCAAAUUGUUGGAUUAGUGUUACAAAAGAAGACCUUGGACCUCAAGGGGAAUUGAGAUGUCUUCAUUGGCACUAGGGAAAGAGAUUGGAAGCACUGAGCUUCAGAACCCUUUGACCUGUAUUUCUGCCUCCUACCAACAAGUAGCCACUAUUGCAAGUUUUUACAUUCUUGGUGUAGUUAUAGAAAAGAAAUCUCAGGAUGUAGACAGUUCUUGCAACAGCCAGCUAGUUCAAUAUCCUCUUUGCUUCUCUGUCAGCUAUGAUAUUUCUUUAACAAACUGGUAGAUUUUAUAGCUGUUGGCCCCUUACAUGGGUCACAGAAGCUGUAUAAUUGCUUAUCCCGGUGUCUUCCAUCUGUUCUCUCUAAAUACUGAGGGGAAUAGAAUGGAGCUUUAAAAGGGUUUGAUCAACAAGCUCCCUCAAGCAAAAAAUGCCAUCCAAAAUUAGCUUGUUGAUCUCUAAAUUUGGAGUCUAGACCACUUGAGGAUGGACAGUUAAAUUUGGAAGUCAGACUCUUCAAGGUCCGUGAGUGAGGCUUAAGGAUGUAAGCCACAGCUGAUACUAGAUACUCUUCCCAUAACUGGUUUAUUAAAACACACUGAACCAGAAAUAAAUCCCAGAGUGCUUAUCCACUUAUGCUUGCAGCUUUGCAUUUCAAGGGGGAGUGUGCAUGCUCCAUCUUAAACACACAGCCUUGAUUUUGUAGAUAGCCUAACCUCCAGGAGCAUGCAUCAUCGCCGCAAUAGCAGAUCACCAGAUUCUUUGCACACCACACUGAACUAGUGUCAGCAUGACUUAGGAUUGCUCUGACAUAAUGGGAUAAGAAUUUAGAUUAAUUCUUAAAAGGCAGUGGUUUGUUUUCUCUUCUAUGAGGGUUCCUCUAUCCUUGGCUUUCUUAUAUGUUCUAUUCAAUUUUAGAACAUGUAAGAAGGCCAAGGAUAGAGGAGCCUGGUGGGCUACAGUCCAUGGAGUCACAAAGAGUCAGACAUGACUGAGCAACUGAGAACACACACGUAAGAAAUAGUGUCAGAAUCUGCUAGUUAACUUUGAAGACUCUUACCUGUCCUUGGCUUCCCUGCAACAUUCACAUGUGUGUGUGGGGGGCGGGGUGGUCAGUUGAAAUGAACGUAGAAAUGUCAGGGCCUCUACCUGUGGUUUAGUUCUGUGCUUCUCUUGUUCCUGUGCUCAACUGGCAACACCCUUCAUCCUUGGGCAGUUUGCAGAAACUGUUGUUUGUAAGCCUGUUCAACUGUGGACUAUUCCUGGGUUCAUCUUAUGGCCCUUGAAAGGUAUUUGUGUUCCUUCCAUUAAAAUUGUUGUAAGCUGGACUUUGUCAGUUUGGUCACUUGCAAUUAUUAGGUGGUUUGGUGGGCUUCUGACUGAUAGCUCAGUUGGUAAAGAAUCCGCCUGCAAUGCGGGAGACCUGGGUUUGAUCCCUGGGUUGAGAAGAUGCCCUGGAGAAGGGAAAGGCUACCCACUCCAGUAUUCUGGCCUGGAGAAUUCCAUGGACUGUAUAGUCCAUGGGGUCGCAAAGACUCAGACACAACUGAGUGACUUUCACUUUCACUUUUGGUGGCUUCCAGUAGAUGAGGGCUGUAGGUCUCCUCCCCACAACCUUAGUAGGUGGUAUAUUACAUGGAAAUCAGGUUUUAAGCCAGAAUCUGCAUUAUUCAUGUACAUAAACAAGCAGGCACCAGAACAGACAUCCUAUAAUAGUCAACCUGUCAUGUAAGCCUGAAAAAGUUCCCACUCCAUUCUUUUAGAGAGACUAUCAAUAAUUUGUGUAAAAGGGCUAUUAGAAGUGAAUCCAGUAAUACUACAGCUGCUUCAAUGUCAGGCAGCUUGAAUAUGUUCAACUUCUAGACCCAGAGCAGGUUAGUAAUCUAGGAAUCCUAGAGCUAGUGGGCUUGCUAGCACUGUAUGCCCUGUUUGUGAAAGGAUGGAGUGCCCUGUAGUAUUUUUGCCAGUCCACAUGCCUUUAACACCAUUAAUUUGACCACUGAAAAUAAUCACCUAUUAACAAAGUCUCUGGUGCUGAACUCUUGUGGUAGUAGCCUCUGAAGUAAGCUUUUCGAAUGCUAACUAACAACCUUUGGAGGGUAUAUUCUCAACUAGGAAAUUUCAAAUGUUAACUAAACGCUUCUAGGGUGUACGGUAAGACCAUUUAACAAGCGCCAAAAUAAUUUAAAUUACAUUCAACAUAACAGAAUUUCUUAAGGAUUCGUUGUUACCACACUUUCACACUGGGAUGCACUAUAUUCACCGCUCUAAAGUCAACCACCUGCGGGCAUUUCUCCUUAGUGACAGCCUUUUCCUGCUUAGGAUGGGUGUGUGUGUGUGUGUGUGUGUGUGUGUGUGUGUGUCUGUAUGCGUGUAUGCAUCAGAGAGAGAGAAAGAGGGGAGAGAAGCCCACUUAAAUUCACAGUUGAAAAAAAUUUUGGAGUUCACACAUGCAAGAAAACCCUCACAUCUAUAAACAUCUAUUUCCGGCCCAUUUUAUUAUCUUGCUUUAGCAUUUUUUUAUAAUACUUUAGCAUUAUUUCUGCAAAAAGGUUAGAAGUAGGUUCAGAAGCCUUUUUGCCUUAAUUGCCAAAAUACAUAAAGUAGUUUAUGUCUAAUGUAUUUCCAUUUAUUAGGAAAGGUGUUGUCUAGUCAUGUUUGUUUGAUUGUGGAAAUUUGGAACUACAAGUAGACUAGAAUAAAGAGAAUGUCAGCAAUUCAGAUGACACUAAACAUCUUUUUAUCAAACAUUAUCAAUUGAGACUAUGAUG
Molecule: messenger RNA, 6811 nt
Organism: Bubalus bubalis (water buffalo)
Lineage: Eukaryota; Metazoa; Chordata; Mammalia; Artiodactyla; Bovidae
Gene: NECTIN3
Product: nectin cell adhesion molecule 3
Exons: 9
Coding region: 239-1774 (511 amino acids)
Biological process (GO): heterophilic cell-cell adhesion; homophilic cell-cell adhesion; symbiont entry into host cell
Cellular component (GO): apical junction complex; adherens junction
Source: RefSeq, a predicted model, not a curated record